AUGACCCUAAAUUUUGAAUCGGAUGAGAUCGAACCUUGUCCAGAAAACAAGAGCAAUUGGACUGCUGGUGCUAGAUCCCAAUUCCUGUGUAUUGCUGGUGUUGGAGCUGGAGCUCCCAUUCGCGGCCAACAUGGACGUCUUCGUCGAGGAGGAUGCAGCCGUGCCACCUCAAUGGAUAAUGGAUUCCCUCUAGCCGGCGCCUUAACCUCCAUGUGCGUUAUUGGCCCCCGCGACUUCACCUUCGUGCCUAGCCUCGCCUCGCUCCAUGUGCCCUAA
Messenger RNA from Miscanthus lutarioriparius, 276 nucleotides. NCBI's taxonomy places the organism in Eukaryota, Viridiplantae, Streptophyta, Magnoliopsida, Poales, Poaceae. The record is from the annotation of a GenBank genome assembly.